Messenger RNA from Talaromyces stipitatus ATCC 10500, 1208 nucleotides. RefSeq lists its product as uncharacterized. NCBI's taxonomy places the organism in Eukaryota, Fungi, Ascomycota, Eurotiomycetes, Eurotiales, Trichocomaceae. The transcript is spliced from 2 exons. Bases 229 to 573 code for a protein of 114 amino acids. The record is from RefSeq and is a predicted model, not a curated record.
AGCACUGAAUUUUAGCUAAUCAUCAAACGAUCAGGUGUUAAUAAAAAUUCCCUUUGUGGUGUAACCCGCUUGUAGGAGCUGAGUUUUGUCAAGACGGUAUGAAGUAAUCAUACUUUACUCUUUUCAUAUAAAGGCUACUGAUGGUUGCUUGACUAUAUAUCGCAUCUGACCACUUGUACUAAUUGGAUUGAGGCUUUAGAUAUAUCUAACGUCAUAUACAUUUCCAACAUGGUCGAGCCUAUAACUAAGAUAUCUACCACGAGGAUUAAGCCUGACGAGCUUUUGGAGGUUGUCGAAGAGAAGGUAGAAUUCAAGUGCGACAUUACUUGGGAGACUCCUUCCAUAGGAACGCGGGUACUUCCUCCCAAAGAUACAGUCGCAAUAGUAGUCAACCUCGUCGAUAGCCCAGGUGCGAUUCGAAUAUUCAGGGAUGAAAAGUAUAUUGAUGGUGUGUUUAUAGACGACAGUGCAGGCAGCCAAGAGAGCUUAUAUACAAUCGUAUUGUGGAAAAACGGGUGGUGGUUUAGAGCAUCUGGAUUGCCUAAAGUCGGUUACGUCGAGACGAAGAAAUGAACUCGUUUGCGUUGCGGUGUGAAAUAAUUUGUCAAGUCAUUCGAUAUUUUUAUAGUUACAAAAGGGGGUGUGUGCCGGUUGUAAGGAUCAGUCAAACAAAUUUGAUCCACUAUCUGAUGUGAAACAGCAAUCACCAGAAGGUCGAAAAUGGUGAGCUCAUAGACAUCACCUGUUAAAGCAGCUGCAAAUGUAGUAAGCAACACGUGAAUCUUAAACACGAUUAGGAUGAGUACCUUGUUCCAUAGCAGAUGGACUUUGUGAGGAGUCUAUGGCAGUGCUUUGUAUUCCAAAUUCCCUCGGUAAGCUUUGUAAGCCUAAAAUGCAACAAAAAUUAUUGCUUUAUCCACUGUAAACAUGUAUAAUGGAUGGGAAUACCAGUAAAUAUUGCUGGGAGGCCAUCUCCAUUCGAUAGUGAGUUGAUGAUAGGUAGCGAAAAUCCAGUUGGAAUGCCAGUGGAAACAUCUGAAGAUUGCACAGAUGGAAGUUCCUGUCUGGGCCUCUUCCUUUGGCUUUCCAUAUAUUGACCUUCCCCAUGACUUUGCAUUGCGUUCGGGGCUUGCGCCAAUACCUCAACAUGAUCAUCGGGGUUAAUUAAGCGAUCUGUCGUAUUUCGAGAAAAUAGUUUACAAGCAUCU